AAUGGAAAAAGAUAGAGCUGCAACUAACACUCCAGCCCCACCACCAGGUGGGGGUAUUUAUCCUCUUAUUCAAGUAGCAGACCCAAAUGGAAAGGAUGGUGCUGUUAUGCACGUUUUUAGACCCUGGUCUUUAAUGGAGGCCCAGGCUGCUGUUCAGGGAGUGACCCCUUACCAACAAGACGUGAUGAAGUGGAUGGUUGACAUAUAUGACGUAAUACAAUCCUACAGACUUAAUGGUGUAGAAGCUGGACAAGCUCUACAAUCUUCUAUAGGAAA
Molecule: messenger RNA, 276 nt
Organism: Austrofundulus limnaeus
Lineage: Eukaryota; Metazoa; Chordata; Actinopteri; Cyprinodontiformes; Rivulidae
Source: RefSeq, a predicted model, not a curated record